GCACCGCUGGAGCACCGCUGGAGCACCGCUGGAGCACCGCUGGAGCACCGCUGGAGCACCGCUGUACGCUGGAGGCCCGGCUGUACGCUGAAAGCAUCGCUGCGUGCACCGCUGCAUCUCUGCAAGCAUACUGAAAAGCAAUGGCAGCGCAGCGCUGGCCGCUGGCAAGGCGCAAGCUGCACGAUGAAUGCAUGUCAAGCUUUUUAAUAGGCAAUACGCAUGCGCGCCCGCUGCCCCAGACGAAUGGAGGACGACGCGUCCUCUACGCCUGCAGCGGCGACUGCCGCAACGCGUUGGCGACUGCUGCCGCAUGGGGCGGCGACGUCGAAAUAACCCUAAACGACGCGAACCCCUGCGUCGCCACGCGCAACGUCAUAUUAUUACGCCUGCUGCGAAAAGGCGAGACCGAGGCUGCGCGGCAGCUGUGGUCGGAUGCGUGGCUCGACGGCAAGAGCGCCGCGCUCGUCACGCGGGAGCUGCAGGCGAUCGCCCUGGGCGUGAACGACGACGCCGGCGUGCGCGUCCGCAAGGGCUCGCGCGCCGAAAUUCAACGCUGUGCCUCCGCCUGGCUCGACGAGCGCCUGGAUGCGACAGAGCACGAGCACGCCCGCGCCGCUGCGUUGGCCGUCGAAGGCGCCGGCGUCGGCCGCGGCGGGAGCAAAGCAUCUCAGGCUUGGUUCGCCUACGGCGUCGUGGGACCCGGCGGCAAGAAGCGGCGCAAGGGCGGCCGCCCGAAUACGACGCUGCUCGACGAGUCGGUGGUCGACGCGUCGUUGGCCUACCGCGAGACGCAGGGCCCCGCGCACGCCUUCGCGCGCUGCGCCGGGCUCGCGAUCGAGUCCGAGGCGUUCCUGAGCGUGUGCGUCGACGAGUUUGCGAAACUCGGCGCCGCGGCAGCGCGUGCUUCGUUUGUGAUCUCCUCCGUGGACGCGCUCAGGCGCCCUCCCGCGUUCCGGCGGCGCGGCUACGAUGCUGUCGACGCCUCGAAUACCGCGGACUACGCCGGUCUCUGGAACGUUUUAUUAGCGCUCGCGCCGUGCGUCGCUCCGGGCGGCCGGCUGCUAACCGAGCACGCGCUCACGCGGUGCGGCUCGCUGGACGCGCUCCUCGCUGAGGAGUGGCCGUUUGAUGGAUGGGCGCAGCGCAAAUUGUUGCGUGCCGUGGGGUGGGUCGGGAUCCCGGUCGCGGCGGAAGCCGGCGAGGAGGUGCUGCGGGUGGCGUGGGCGCGCGGCGCCCCUGAGUUCACGCCGGCGCCAGCAGCUCGCUUCCGCGCCAAGCGUGCGCGCCGCGACCGUCGCGACGACUUUCGUCGGAUUUUGGGGCAGCUGCUCGUGCGCUCUUUCCCUCUCCCGAUGGACCCGGAGCUUCGGGCGACUGCCGCGGCGCCGGUCGACGCGGGAUACGCCUUUCCGAAGACCACGAUCGCGACAGUCGUGGCCCUUGUCGCUGCGGCCGGCGAUGCCGCUGCCGGCGCGCUCGACGCCGUUGUGAGCGAGAUGGCGGAGCACCCGAUAGUGCGGAAUAUGGCGGCGCAGUUGCUGGUUGAGCUCGUUUUACAGCGCGGCUGGUGCAAGGCGGCGCCGCGCCUCGCGUUCGCAAGGUCGCUGCCGCCGGUAAGGUGCGUGCGAUGGAAUGUAGCUCCGAAAGCAGACUUGGCGGCGCCGCGCGGCGGCGUCCACGAGCCGGCGUUGGGCGCGCUGUUGCUCCGCGACGCGGCCGCCCUCGCCGCCGCUCAAAAGGCCGACGGCGCCUGGGAAGUCGACGAAGAGGGCGCGCGCGUGAGCUUGCUCUACGAGUUCUGCGAAGAGGCCGACGGCGCGGAGGUCCAGGUUCUAGAUCGGGUCUGCUUCCACGUUCCGUCGCGCACGCUCGAGCUCGCCCUGCCGGGCGGCCUACCUUUUCGCCAUGUGCUCUUGAUCGAUGUGCAGACGUUUGCCUCCGUUGCGGAGCCGCUCGACCUCGACGACGCCGCGGUUUAAUUAUUAUCUAUAGUUAGUACUUCGG
Molecule: messenger RNA, 2004 nt
Organism: Pelagomonas calceolata
Lineage: Eukaryota; Pelagophyceae; Pelagomonadales; Pelagomonadaceae
Source: the annotation of a GenBank genome assembly